Molecule: messenger RNA, 1367 nt
Organism: Branchiostoma belcheri (Belcher's lancelet)
Lineage: Eukaryota; Metazoa; Chordata; Leptocardii; Amphioxiformes; Branchiostomatidae
Product: replication factor C subunit 3-like
Exons: 9
Coding region: 222-1292 (356 amino acids)
Biological process (GO): DNA-templated DNA replication; DNA repair
Cellular component (GO): nucleus; DNA replication factor C complex
Molecular function (GO): ATP hydrolysis activity; DNA clamp loader activity; DNA binding
Source: RefSeq, a predicted model, not a curated record
CCGAUGUGAUUGAGAGAAAGAAAAGCGCACUCUUGCGGUGCUUCACCAGUACAGCACGGGAUCGCCAGAGGGCGCUUUUGGAUGGUUGAACGCAUUUCGACUUUGUGCGCAGACGCAGCUUUGUUCCCGCGAAAAUCGUAGCAGAAAAACUAUCACCGUUUCACUUUUGUUGAGUUAAAAGCCAGGACAUUGGCUGUGAACACGAACGUCUCGUCGUCAGGAUGAGUCUGUGGGUGGACAAGUACCGACCGACUUCCCUGAGCAAGCUGAGCUACCACACAGAGCAGGCGGCGCAGCUCAAAAGACUGGUGCAGAAUGGUGACUUCCCCCACCUGCUUGUCUUCGGUCCGUCAGGUGCAGGUAAGAAGACGCGGAUCACCUGUCUGCUGAGAGAGCUGUACGGUGCCGGGGUGGAGAAACUCAGGAUCGAACACCACAACUUCACGACCCCCUCCAAGAAGAAGAUUGAAAUCACCACAAUCGCGAGUAAUUACCACAUAGAAGUGUGUCCAAGCGAUGCAGGUGUACAGGACCGAGUUGUUGUUCAAGAGCUCAUCAAAAUGGUGGCCCAGGCACAGCAGCUCGACUCCUCAACACAGCGAGAGUUCAAAGUGGUUCUCCUGACAGAGGUGGACAGGCUGACAAAGGAUGCCCAGCAUGCAUUGCGGCGCACCAUGGAGAAGUAUGUGACGACCUGCCGGCUUAUCCUCUGCUGUGAGUCCACCAGUAAAGUCAUUCCCGCCAUCAGGAGCAGGUGUCUCGGGGUUCGAGUCCCGGCACCGUCACACGAACAGAUCAAUAGUAUCCUUCAGACGGUGUGUAAGAAGGAGGGGCUGACGCUGCCACCUGAACUGGCCAGUCGAAUCGCUGACAAGUCUAGCCGGAACCUCCGCAGGGCCAUCCUGAUGCUGGAGGCCUGCAAAGUACAACAGUACCCAUUUCGGCCUGACCAGCAGGUAGUGGAGGCAGACUGGGAAGUCUUCCUGAGGGAAACAGCUAAUGCCAUCGUCAGUCAGCAGAGCCCUCGGAGACUGCUGGAGGUUAGAGGUCGUCUGUAUGAGCUGCUGACCCACUGCAUCCCUCCUGAUGUCAUCAUAAGGGGCCUGUUGGCAGAGUUGAUUGACAGUUGUGAUGGACAGUUGAAAGCGGAGGUUACACAGUGGGCAGCGUACUACGAACAUCGCCUGCAGCUCGGCAACAAGUCCAUCUACCACUUGGAGGCCUUCGUCGCCAAGUUCAUGUCUAUCUACAAGAAGUUCCUGGACGAGGGAAUGGCGGCCAUGAUGUUAUAGUGUCAAGGUCACGACAGCUGAAAUACUGUACAUAGUGCCAAGGUCAUGGUGCCUGUCAAGUUGAAUUUUAGGUUC